This is a messenger RNA of Coffea arabica (coffee), 2048 nucleotides long. RefSeq names its product cold-responsive protein kinase 1. Gene Ontology annotation, molecular function: protein kinase activity; ATP binding. NCBI's taxonomy places the organism in Eukaryota, Viridiplantae, Streptophyta, Magnoliopsida, Gentianales, Rubiaceae. Gene Ontology annotation, biological process: protein phosphorylation. The record is from RefSeq and is a predicted model, not a curated record.
AUUUGUGUGUGAAGUUCUAGCUACAUGCAGCAAGGACAAGUGUACAACAUGUGAAGGAAGAUGUACAGUGGUUGUUCGAAGUUUUAUACACCUGAUUAUUCUCGAUUGGCGAUCCAUCGGGCACGUUUGGCUCCUCAUUUUGAACCCCUCCAACCAAACAAGGAAUGAUUGAAUGGCCGCGGUUAACCGUUUCUUCUUUUUAAUUUUCUAAGAUAAGAUGAACUUCCAAAAAAAAUUGUGAAAUCUGCCGUCCUGCUUACAGCGACAGACAUAUGGAAAUCGUCCCUCUUCUCUGUCGCCUACACUGCUUUGUAUCGGCCGAAACUUCGCCCCUUUCGAUCAUCCCCAUGCCCCCGUCUCCUUUGUCUGUCUCAAACAGUGGGAUGCUUCACAAAGGAAUAAAACAAAGUCAGGAUAACCAAAAGCUGUGUGAGCAGCAAAACACAGUCCGGCUUCCUAAAACCAUGAUCCUUUAUCCUUCACUAAUCAAAGCAGCAGAAGAAAAGAAUUAGUUUCAGUUACACAGAUUGCUGCACCUCAAUGGCUCGUCGUGUUAUAAUAGUUGAACAACAUGUAACAUCGGCAACACCCCCAAUGCUUGAUUUACAAAGUCCCAUAAAGCAUUCCUCAUCAGCCUUGUUCUUUCUCCUUGGAGGGAUGGUUGUGCUCAUUAUAUUGCUUGUGCUCUUUUUCAUCUACAACAAAUUUAUCAAAACAGGAAGGCUGAAAAUGUUUACUGCUGGCCCAAAAAAGGGCUUAUGCGGGACAACAAACGUGUUAAGUGGAAAUCUUCAUACAAUAAGCUAUUAUGACUUCGAGACCCUAAAAAAGGCUACCAAAAAUUUUCAUCACGCCAAUCUGCUUGGAAGAGGUGGCUUUGGACCAGUCUUUCUGGGGAAACUAGAAGAUGGAAAAUUGAUUGCAGUGAAGCAGCUAUCCCUGGAAAAAUCCCAACAAGGAGAAUCAGAAUUUCUUUCUGAGGUAAGGAUGAUAACCAGCAUACAGCACAAGAAUCUUGUCCGCCUUCUUGGGUGCUGCUCAGAUGGAGCUCAGCGGCUUCUUGUCUAUGAGUACAUGAAAAAUAGGAGUUUGGACAUCAUCAUAUAUGGAAAAAGUGAUGUAUUCUUGAACUGGAGCACUCGUUUCCAAAUAAUUAUUGGGGUUGCACGAGGUUUGCAAUACUUGCAUGAAGAUUCACAUUUCAGAAUUGUUCAUAGGGAUAUUAAAGCCAGCAAUAUUCUUCUUGAUGACAAGUUCCAACCAAGAAUUGGAGAUUUUGGCCUAGCCAGGUUUUUCCCCGAGGAUCAAGCUUAUCUUAGCACUACAUUUGCUGGAACCUUAGGUUAUACAGCACCUGAAUAUGCCAUAAGAGGAGAAUUAUCUGAAAAGGCGGAUAUUUAUAGUUUUGGAGUUCUGGUGCUUGAGAUUAUCAGCUGCAGGAAAAACACAGAUCUUGCUUUGCCUUCAGAAAAGCAAUAUCUACCAGAAUAUGCUUGGAAGUUGUAUGAGAAGUCAAAGCUGAUGGAUCUAGUAGAUCCCAAAUUGCGCGAGGAUGGAGUUGUGGAGAAGGAUGUUUUGCAAGUACUUCAUCUAGCUUUUUUGUGCCUUCAGCCUCAUGCAAAUCUGAGGCCACCAAUGUCAGAGGUCGUAGCAAUGUUAACAUGCAAAGUUGAAUUGGACGAAGCACCAAUAAGACCAGCCUUCUUGGACCGGAAGCGCAGGAAUAAUGAUCCAGCUUCAUGGGAUACUAUCUCAGAGGUCUUCCCCUCUCCACAACGGAGUAGUUCAAAUUCGUUUCCAAAACCUGGAAUCCCACCUGCUUCAUCUCCAAAACAGAUUAAUCCCACUACCCUUCCAAAAUCUGCAAGCAUAUCAUUGUCAAGCUGAUACUUGAGAAGGUCUACGACUCUACCCAAAGGCAAACUCUGUAUUCAUUUUACAAUGCCUUUGUAAAGAGAAUGUAAAAAAGUUUUGUAAUUUGUUUUAUUAUUAUCAUUAUUUAAAGGGAUAAUUUCAGAAACCUCCCCUGAGGUUUCUGACUAUUGCAA